Molecule: messenger RNA, 152 nt
Organism: Paramecium octaurelia
Lineage: Eukaryota; Ciliophora; Oligohymenophorea; Peniculida; Parameciidae
Source: the annotation of a GenBank genome assembly
AUGAAUCAAGAAGAAAUUAGUCAGCAAGGAAAAAGACUUCAAUUAAUAUAUGCAGAUUGUAAUACCAGAUAUUUAAGUUUUUAGGUGAAACAUAUAGCUAUACCAUCAAGAUCAGAUUGUUGAUGUAAAUUCGUAAUUACAGAACCAGCUGA